AUGUCAGGCUUUGAUGUCAUUCUUGGUAUGGAUUGGUUGUCCUCGUAUCGUGCUAUUAUAAAUUGCUACCAUGGAAGGGUUAUGGUGUGUACCACAAGAGGGGACUAUUUUUAUUUUCUAGGGGAUAGAACUCACGGAGGAUUGUCACCAUUGUAUGAUCCAAGAACUCAGGGUAAGCUUAGUUUCCUUCUUGCAACCAUCAUAGAUGAUGAGAACAUUGUGGUUCGAGAGAUGCUUCCUAAGGUACUCUAUGAGUAUCCAUAUGUUUUUCCUGAGGAUCUUACUGAGUUGCCGCCUCAGUGUGAAGUAGAAUUUUCUACAGAUUUAGUACCGGGAACAACAUCUAUCUCAAUGUUGCCAUAUAGUUUUGCCCUAGUGGAGUUACUUAUGUUAAAGGAGCAGUUACAGGAAUUGUUAGACAAGGGUUUUAUACGUCCUAGCACGUCACCAUGGGGAGCAUCGACCCUCUUCGCUAAGAAGAAAGAUGGUUCAUUCUAG
This is a messenger RNA of Camellia sinensis, 498 nucleotides long. The record is from RefSeq and is a predicted model, not a curated record. Lineage: Eukaryota; Viridiplantae; Streptophyta; Magnoliopsida; Ericales; Theaceae.